AUGGCUUCCGCAGUAUUAUCGCUGGAGCAAGCAAGUCUGGACGCCCAAACUCCGUCCGAUAAAUCCACCCAGACCUGGUACGAUCUGCGAGCUCUUGGCAGUGCUGGAGCGAUAUGGGCCGGAUUAAAUAGCUACUUUGAGCUGCAGAAUGGCUCAACAGGGUCCCAGCUCACGGAGAGCGUGGAGAAAGUGAAUGCAAUCGAAGAAAGACUUCAUGAAGCAUGCUUACAGGUCAGCAACCUGCUCCACCACACUAUAUCGCUUGCAGAGUUCACCGCGGCGUGGUUUCAACAAUAUCCCAACCCACCAUCUGGCGACAAACUAGCCCAGACGAUUGCAAAUAUACACCUUGAGAAAUCUAUCAAAUCCUGUCAGAAGGCUGAGUCCACUGCUGCCCAAGCGACCACCACCCUGUUUGAGGUCAAUAGGCGAGCCUGGGAUUUGCAGCGAUACUUUGACUUUCAAAUUGAUGAGUGUCAGCGGAAGAUCGAAAGCGCGCAAGCAGCGGCUGCGAGUGAAACCCAGAAUCCACAGCCUCCUGUGUGGGUCGUCACUGGCGGACCACUGGUUCUGCUAAAAUGGGUGACCGAGAGAAAGAGGGAGAUCUCUGAUAACCUCAUUGUCACUCUACGUGAGCCGAAUGUGACGCUUACGAGUAUCACCAAAAUGAAGGAGGGUGGAGUGACAUUUGAUAGCCAUCUAAUUCCAUGGAUGGAGAUGGUACAAAAUAUCAGCCAGUCUCUGGACUCCAUUCAUCGCAUGCUGCAAGAUGCUCAGGGUUCAUCUAUUGAGAACACCGCUCUACAUCUUCAGUUAAGAAAGAUUGAUUGGUCUCAGAUUGCGCAAUGCUCGAAAGAUGUCUUCAGGAUCAUCCAAUCAAAAUACUCUGGAGCUCAGUCUUUGGCCCCAGAUUUUCAAGAUGCCAUAGUGAACGUGUGGCAUACCGAUGCCAUUGAGCAAGAAGUGAAAGUACAAGAUCCAAAUAAGGAGGCGCUGACAGCUGCUUUCUCACCCGAUACUCACCUGGCGAGUAUUCUGUCUUCCCAAACGAAGGAGUGCAAGGAAAUAUACCAGCAGGUUGAUGAUGUACUUCAGUCUCCUGUAUUAAGAGACAUUGUGGACCACGGGGACAACACUCAGACUCCAAAAGUCGCCCUAUCUGACGUCGCCAUGAAAUUGAGACAACAGUACGUCAAGAUAAUUAGCAUGGAAUACGACACUAUUCAGCAACUAUACAGCAUUUCGGUUCUUCAAAGUCGUCGCAUAGAGCAUCUCCAACAGGGCCGCAUCCAGCUAAAGGUUCUCCUGAACAACACCCUCGCCUCUGUCCAGAUGGCAUUAGAGCCCGCACAACGAACGCUUGCAAAAUUCAAAGACGCAGCGUCAGAACUUGGAGAAACCAACAAAGUCGACGAGAUUUUAGCCAAGAUUCAAUCUAUUGGCACCAAGUUCGCAACCGGCGACGAGGCCCUCCGCGACCAAAUCACCAAGGAAAUCGCAGAAGUCGUAACAACCAACUUCAUGACAGGUGCUACACUCUUUGAUUCUGGGGCUCCAGAUCCCAUCUGUCAGAGGUUAGCCCUACACAUGAACAUCAAGGUACCGAUUGAGAUGAUGUCUCAAGGUCUCAAGCAUACACUUGACAAAUUGAGUCAUGAAGACCUUGAAAAGACAAUUGAGGCUCUCAAAUCUGUGGCUAGUGAUCUGAACUCUUCGCAAAACAGAUUAGCGGCCCUCAGACUACCAUUUAUCAAUGUCGUCGCGGGCAUGCAGAGGCUGACAGCCAGUGUGGGGGAUAUGGAGACCGCAUUGCAAAGCGUCAAGGAAAAGAUUGAACUUUUCAACAAUAUCUCAUUGUCGAAGGACGACGUAUCUAAUAUUAGCAAGGGCUGGGAUGCAGUUCGUGAUGGUUGUGAUGGAUGGAUGGAUAUGUUCAAUAGGCAAGGUAUUUCGCCGCUGACUUUCUCAUAUGAGCAAUGA
Molecule: messenger RNA, 1980 nt
Organism: Penicillium nucicola
Lineage: Eukaryota; Fungi; Ascomycota; Eurotiomycetes; Eurotiales; Aspergillaceae
Exons: 2
Coding region: 1-1980 (659 amino acids)
Source: RefSeq, a predicted model, not a curated record